AUGCGCAACCAUCACUUCCUGCUCGACCCGGCUUACACGCCCCUGAACCAUGGUUCUUUCGGUACAUAUCCCCGCUACGUCCUGCACGCCCUGCACUACUUCCAAUCGCUGUCCGAAUCCCGCCCUGACGCUUUCGUGCGGCAUCAGUACCCCAAACUCCUGGAUCGCAGCCGGGAAGUUGUUGCUAAGUUCCUAGGCCUAGGGACGGAGGGCACGGGAGAGGUGGUGCUCGUGCAGAAUGCGAGUGUGGCUGUUAACACUGUUUUGAGGAAUUUGCUUGGUGGGAGGGUAGAGAAUGGAGGGGGAGGGUUGGGGGAUGUGGUGCUCUACUUUAGUACGGUGUAUGCAGCUAUAGAGAAGUUGGUUGAAAGUCUGAGGGAGACUAAUGGGGUGGAGGGCGUGAAGGUCGAGGUGGAGUAUCCGAUUGAGGAUGGGGAGUUGAUUGAGAGGUUUAGAGAGACGAUUGGGAGGGUGAAAGGGGAGGGGAAGAGGCCCAGGGUUGCAGUGUUUGAUAGCGUGAGCUCCAUGCCGGGAUUUAGGAUGCCAUGGGAGAGGUUGGUACAGGUGUGUCGGGAGGAGGAUGUACUCAGCUUUGUCGAUGCUGCACACGGUAUCGGACAUAUCCCUCUGGAAAUCAAGGAGGCCCAGCCAGAUUUCUUGGUGACGAAUCUGCAUAAAUGGCUCUAUUGUCCCCGCCCCUGCGCCGCCUUCUACGUCCCCCUCCGAAACCAGCACCUCCUCCGCACCACGUACCCGACCUCCCACGGCUUCGUUCCCCUCGUCCCACCACCAUCUCCCCCCACCAACCCCAACCUUACCACCAUCGCCAAGAAGAAAAAAGGACAUCUUCAACCCACUUCCCCCUCCACCAAAACGCCCUUCCUCACCCUCUUCGAAUUCGUAGCCACCCAGGACGUCACGCCCUACCUCUGCGUCGAGGCCGCGCUUCAGUUCCGCAACGAGGUUUGCGGCGGCGAGGAGAGGAUUAGGGCGUAUUGUGUUGAUGUUGCUGCAAAGGGUGCGGAGAUUGCGAGGGAGAGGUGGGGGACGAGGGUUGUUUAUGGGAGUGGAGGACGGGAGGGGAGUGGGGGGAUGGUGAAUGUUGAGUUGCCUAUCGAUGUUGUUGUUGAUAGUUCUGGUGAGGGUGGGGAGGGUCAUGAUGGUGCUAGCACUGUGGCUAAUGGUGACAUUAAAGGUGACAGGGAGAGAGCAGCUAGGGCAGAGAUAACGGUGCAAGAAGCUGGAGUUGUGGCGAAUUGGAUGGCAGAGAAAUUGAUCGCAGAGUAUGAUACGUAUGCGGCAUUGUACUUUCAUGCUGGCAAGCUGUGGGUCAGGUUCUCUGGGCAGAUUUAUCUGGAGGUGGAGGAUAUGGAGCGAGGGGUUAAGGCGCUGAGCGAGCUGUGUGAGAGGGUGAAGAGUGGAGAGUGGAAGAAGCAGGGUCAUAGUGAGGGUCUGGAGGGAGGAGCGGUGAUGGGGGAGGAGUAG
Bacidia gigantensis is the source of this 1485-nucleotide messenger RNA. RefSeq lists its product as uncharacterized. Lineage: Eukaryota; Fungi; Ascomycota; Lecanoromycetes; Lecanorales; Ramalinaceae. The transcript is spliced from 2 exons. The record is from RefSeq and is a predicted model, not a curated record. The coding region runs from base 1 to 1485 and encodes 494 amino acids.